AAAACACACACACACAUCCAAGGCGAUUCACACUGUUUCAUCAACAAGAGCUGAAUGAGCAAACAUGAACACACAUGAAAAAGUGGGUUAUUUGUGACUGUCAACCACAUUCUCAGUUCACUCAGUUGCUCUGGCCUGUAGAGUCUACAUACAUGCAUGACCUACUUGGUUUUGUCCUGCUUUGGGAAUUAUCACUAAAAGUGAUGGCUGGAACAGUUUCUCAGUUUCCUCCAUUAGUUAAUGUGGGUUUGGGCGAAACAGUGACCAUGCACUGCCAGUUGAAUGGGGUGCAGUCAUUUUGUCACACAGUGGCCUGGCUCAGAGUUGACCCAGUGACUGGAAUGACAAACAUUCUACAGGACUCAAACAUCCCUUUUCAGAGUAACGAUCAGGUUCAGAGUUCAGUAUGUAAGGCUUCUGUCUACAAUGCAACACAACAGGACUCUGGGACAUAUUACUGCAUUGCUACAGACCGUGAGCAUAUGUACUUAGGCAAUGGCACCAUUGUCAUAAUAAAAGAUGUUAGCACAGUGUUGAUGACAUCUAUUGAAAUGAUGGCCUUUGCCAACAACAAUGGCCAUGACUCCACCGUGACUCUUCAGUGUGCGAUUGGGGGAUUUGCUCCAUCACAGGUCUAUGUGUACUGGCUCAUAGGCAGUAAAAAGGAAAAUGGACAAAUUGGGAGUUUUGGUGAGAAAAACAAAGAGAACUUCACAGUGAAUUCUUUGAAUCAUGUUUCAGUAUCAGUUGAGGAGUGGAAGACAGCAGGAAACUGCACAUGUGUAGUGAAGUCUGGCAGAUGGAUAUUCAUACAAACUCUGCAUUAUUAUGAUCUUCUGGACCCUUGUUACACUCUCAUCAGUACACCAAGAAUUGCAGCACUGAUUGCAGUUUUAUUCUUUCUCAUUAUCAUAUUGAUAAUAACUGAAUGCUAUUAAAUAUUUUUUUAUUUUACACCCGUAAACAUGUUUUUAAGCUAAAUAUGUCUUUAUUUGGGAGCAGGCCAGGGGAAGAUGUAAUAAAGCAAUAACAUAAAUCAUUAUUUUCAUAUUUGACACACAGAAACAGGAACCUUUGGUUGUUAUGUGAGAGAAAAAUGAAAGUGAAAGGAGAAAAAGAAAAAAUCCACAGUAAGUAUACUCAAUGUAAUAAAUGACAUACGGCUACACAUGUAAUAAUGCCUGGCAUAUGCUAAUUAGUGAAUCAAAACUAAUUUUCAUUGACAUUCUGACAAUUACUACAGUAGUAACUACAAGUGUGUGUGUUUUUCGUUUCACCAAAACCUAGGGUUUGGCAAAAUUUCCUCUGACCAUAUAAUAACGACAUUCCAAAGUAACAGAACCAUAUAUUAUACCACAUCAAAUCUAAACUAAAUGUGUACAAGUACAGUCAAAUCCAUUCACUUGAGAUUUCCUAAUUAAUUCAACUUCAUUCCAUGCCCAUAUGAAUUAAAACUUCAUUCCGUUUCAACACAGCAAGGUAAACAAAGUAUUGUUGUACAUUAUAGGGGGUAGUUGUGGCCUAAUGGUUAGAGAGUCGGACUCAUGACCAGAAGGUUGCGGGUUCGAUUCCCAGGGCCGGCGGGUAACAACUGAGGUGCCCUUGAGCAAGGCACCUUACCCCUACUCGCUCCCCGGGCGCUGCAGUGAUAGCUGCCCACUGCUCCGGGGGUACGUGUGUUCACCACUUGCUGUGCGUGUGUUCACUACUCUCUGGAUGGGUCACAUUUCGUUGCCUUGUACUUGUAUAUGUGCAAUGACAAUAAAUUGAAUCUAAUCUAUACAAUAAAUACAAUAAAAA
Triplophysa rosa is the source of this 1800-nucleotide messenger RNA. RefSeq lists its product as uncharacterized. The transcript is spliced from 5 exons. The record is from RefSeq and is a predicted model, not a curated record. The coding region runs from base 75 to 938 and encodes 287 amino acids. Lineage: Eukaryota; Metazoa; Chordata; Actinopteri; Cypriniformes; Nemacheilidae.